Messenger RNA from Oppiella nova, 1689 nucleotides. The record is from the annotation of a GenBank genome assembly. Lineage: Eukaryota; Metazoa; Arthropoda; Arachnida; Sarcoptiformes; Oppiidae.
AUGUCACAAAUGUUUUCAGUCGUUUGUGUCAAUCAAUGCAGUGAUAAUCAAAAGAGUUAUGAAAAGAGUUUGAAAUACUUGUCACAAGUUUUGCCACAAAGUGGCCGAAGAAGUGGUGAUCACACGAGACAACAGAGUGUCAGAAGAGAUAUCACAAAUGACGAGACAAUCGGUGGAAGUGAUGAUGAAAGUGAAGACACGACUGAAUGCGAGAACUCUUUAGGAAGUGAUAAGACUUGCGAUGAAAGCAAUGGUAAGACACGUGCAGUAAGUGAUGGCACGAGUGGACAGUUUGUGUGCCAUUGGAGUGGAUGUGGGAAACGGUUCACAAGUAUAGCAGACAUGUGUCCACACAAACCCUAUGACACUAGUGUUGGACACGAGUCCAGUGCUGCCGAAGAAGUUGACAAACAAUUGGUGGACACGACUUCGCAGACAAGUCCUAAUCAAAUGAAAUCCAUUUCUAGUGAAGAAUCGGCUGAAGAAUACAGCAGUGGUUCCAGUGAUACAGAAAUGAGCGACAAAUGCGAUGACAAUAAUCGGCGGCAAAGGGUUCACAAGAAGUCGAGAACUGAUCCCAAAAUAUGCGAUAAGACUUCCAAAGACACUGAACGACAGCACCGGAAGUAUAACCGUAAAUAUCGCUGCGAUUACAUCGGUUGCGGCAAAACAUUUCAAAACCAAAUGUUCCUCAAAAACCAUCGACACGUCCACACGAGUCACGUCUACCGGUGCGACUGGAAGGCCUGUACGGCUGUAUUCGCUACUCAACACUACCUAAACAAUCACAUAAAAGUGUGUCACGACUCGGAAUACCGGUGCGAUCGGGAGCCGAGUCCCCCCGCACUAGUAGCUAGCCCUCGAGAGCCCGUCAAACGGGUCAGGGAUAAGAUCUUACGGUGCGGUUACGGGAGCUGUCAGUUCACUGUCAGAGGACGGGUAGGCCUCACUCAGCAUCGACUCCGUGCCCACACAGUGUGUCAGCUCCGGGACUGCGGAAAGGCGUUCAAACGGUACCCGGACUUACGGCGCCACCAACUCAUCGUACAUCCGGACGAUAUGCCCGACCCGUGGCUACAGUGCCCGCAAACUGACUGUCCGUUUCGCUCCAAAUCUAAUCAACGACUCAACGAGCACUUGGCAGCCGACCACUCGACUCGACACCAGUGCCCGGUGUGCGGGAAGAGCUACGGGACAGCCUAUCAGCUCCAGCAACACGAGUCCGCGCACAACCCGGAGCUAAGGGUCCGGUGCGAGUGGGAGGGCUGCGGGAAAGUGUUGGCCCACAAGGAGUCGCUGGCGUCGCACAUGAAGUCGCACACAAUGCCCGGAGUCUACCGGUGCUGUUGGCCCGGGUGUGACAAGUCGUACACAUUUAAGCGGUCGCUGGAAGCUCACGAACAGAUCGCUCACUUGCCUAAGACCUACCGGUGCGAUGUGUGCGGCCAACUAUAUGGUAGACUAUGCGACCGGAAUACCCAUCAGUUGACACACGACACGAGCGCGAGGGUCCGGUGCGAGUGGCCAGAGUGUGGACAGGUAUUCAAGAAUGGGAAGUGUUUAUCGGCGCAUACGAACGUGCAUACGAUGGCCAGACCCUACCGGUGCCCGUAUGAGGGGUGCGCUAAAGUGUACGGCAAUAAGACGUCGUUUAACUCGCAUAAAAUGUCUCAUAAAAAGUGCAAUUAA